Molecule: messenger RNA, 459 nt
Organism: Pocillopora meandrina
Lineage: Eukaryota; Metazoa; Cnidaria; Anthozoa; Scleractinia; Pocilloporidae
Source: the annotation of a GenBank genome assembly
AUGAGAGACUACAAACCAUCUAGGAACAUGUCAAAUAAUUACUCGCCCAGAAGGCAAAACGGUUAUGUUAAAGAAAUGGACCACGCUUUUACCCUUAUUUUUCACAACAUCAAGCGACUUCAGGAAGAUCGAUUGUGCAUCAGUACCUCAAGCCUAGACCGACCACAGCACAAUCAUCAACAGUCGAUGAAGCAGCCAAAGUUUAUGACUUUAACGGAAAGGAAAACUUUGGAGCGAGCACGAUGCAGAUCAGAAUCGUCUUUGGAAAUGUUAGAAAAAUGCAUUCGACAGAGAGAAAAGUUUUCGGACCAUGGAAGUGAAUAUCCUUUUUUCAGCUGUGAUGAAGAUAGCUCAUUGCGAAGACGAAAAGUUAGAUUUGCCGAUGACUACGUAACAAGAGGGAAACUUGUUUAUCGCGAAUCUUAUUUAGCCAAACGGUCAAUAUCAGAUAUACACUGA